AUCUAUAAAUCAGAUUCUGUCUGGACUUGAAUUUAAUAAUUUAUAUUGUCAAUUAACUAUUAAGUUGUAUUUGUAUAUUAUAGUAUAUGAUAAUACUAUAAUACAUUUGAGACUUGAGUAGUGCUUUGUGCUACAUUAGUGAGUACCUUUAUGCAUUAUUGAAAUUAUUUAAAAUAAAUCAAAAUUAUCAAUAAUACAUCACAUCAAACUUGAAAAGUGAGAAAAAACUAUUCACAUAUAUUAGUCAGUUUUUCUGCAGCUGUUUUAACGUACCUAUAGCAACAAUAAAAUGGUGACUUCUAUUACUUCAGAUACAGAAUUUGACGCCUUAAAAUCAAAUGGGUUGUCUGUUAUACAUUUUUAUGCCGAUUGGUCAGAACCAUGCCAGCACAUGAACAGCAUUCUAGCGGAUUUAGCUUUAGAAGAUGAAUUCCGGAACAUUAAAAUUGCUAAGUGUUUAGCUGAAGAUUUUGCUGAAAUAUCAUUAAAAUAUAAUGUAUCUGCUGUACCAAAGUUUAUAAUGUUUCGUAAUGGUGUUCAAGUUGAUGUAUUAGAUGGUGCUGAUCCAAUACAGCUAAAUAAAAAAAUCCAAGCACUGCUGACUAAAGGUGAAAAAACAGAUCAAAAGGUGGAAGACAUAAAUUUGAGACUGAAAUCAUUGGUAAAUUCUGCUCCCGUCUUGCUUUUUAUGAAAGGAUCAAAAUCUGAGCCAAAAUGUAAGUUCAGUACUGCAAUUGUAAAUUUACUUAACGAUAUUGGUGCCGAAUUUAGUACAUUUGAUAUACUACAAGAUCAAGUUGUUCGAGAAAAAUUGAAAAUAUUUUCCAAUUGGCCAACUUAUCCACAGCUUUAUAUCAACGGUGAAUUGAUUGGAGGAUUAGACAUUGUGAAAGAAUUGAAAGAGAAUGGUGAGCUGAACGAUCUAUUAAAACUAGAGAACAAUAAAGCUAACCUCAACGACAGGCUUAAAUUACUUACGCAUAAAGCUGAUGUUAUGGCAUUUAUUAAAGGCAACAAACAAGUGGCUCGGUGUGGAUUUAGUAAUCAGUUGAUUCAAAUAUUAAACCAAACAGGUAUUGAUUAUGAAACAUUUGACAUUUUGUCUGAUGAAGAAGUUCGACAAGGAUUAAAAGUUUAUUCUGAUUGGCCAACAUAUCCACAAGUUUACGUAAAAGGAUCAUUGAUUGGAGGUUUGGAUAUAAUUAAAGAAUUGAAAGAAGGCGGAGAGUUAAUAGCUACUCUUAAAGGAGAAAUAUAAAAAAACAAAAAAUAGUUGUAACUAUUUUUUUUCAAUUAAUUAAUGUAUUAAUUGGUGUAGUUUAAAAUAAUUUGGCAUAGAAGUAUCAAAAUAAACAGACUACUGCAGUUGCAAGGAAAAUAUUGUAAUGGUAUUUAAAAUAUUUAUAAAAUGAUAUGAUAUGUAUUUACUAUUAAUAAAUGUAUUUAAUGCCAAA
This is a messenger RNA of Rhopalosiphum padi (bird cherry-oat aphid), 1454 nucleotides long. It is a transcript of the gene Grx3, whose product is annotated as glutaredoxin 3. The record is from RefSeq and is a predicted model, not a curated record. Lineage: Eukaryota; Metazoa; Arthropoda; Insecta; Hemiptera; Aphididae. Bases 290 to 1258 code for a protein of 322 amino acids. The transcript is spliced from 7 exons.